AUGGCGUCCGCCUCCUCCUCUGCAGUCGCAGAGGGAUCCACAAAGAGAAAGAAGGGCGGCUCCGCACCUCAUCUCAAGUCACGUUCCAAGAACGCCCGUAAGCUCAAGAGGCAGGCCGAGGAUGCAGAGAUCACCCAGCUCGAGCAGGGCGCAACCUCGUUCGUCGAGCCGCCCAACUUCAAGCAAUUCGCACAGUUGCCCCUCUCGGACCGCACACGCAGAGGCCUCAAGAAGGCAGGAUACACAGACAUGACCGACAUCCAAGCCAAGUCGCUGCCGCUUUCGCUCAAAGGCAAGGACGUGCUCGGUGCGGCGCGCACGGGCUCGGGCAAGACGCUCGCAUUCUUGAUACCCGUCCUCGAGAUUCUCUUUCGCAGAAAAUGGGGUCCUUCUGACGGCCUGGGAGCCCUGGUCAUCUCGCCGACGCGAGAGCUCGCCAUCCAGAUCUUCGAGGUCCUCCGCAAGAUCGGACCCUACCACACCUUCUCGGCCGGUCUCGUCAUCGGUGGCAAGGAUGUCAAGCAGGAAAAGGACCGUCUUUCGCGCAUGAACAUCCUAGUCGCCACUCCCGGUCGCCUGUUGCAGCACAUGGAUCAGACGCUUGGAUUCGACACCUCCAACCUCCAGAUCCUCGUCCUCGACGAAGCCGAUCGCAUCCUCGACAUGGGCUUCUCGCGCACCUUGAACGCCAUCGUCGAGAACCUGCCGCGCGACCGCCAGACCAUGCUCUUCUCGGCCACGCAGACCAAGCGCGUCAAGGACCUGGCGCGCCUCUCGCUUCAGAACCCCGAGUACGUCGCUGUCCGUGAGCCCGAAAACGAGGGAUCCACGCCCAAGGGUCUCGAGCAGCACUACAUGCUCAUCGAGCUCGAAAAGAAGCUCGAUCUGCUCUUCUCCUUCAUCCGCACCCACACCAAGUGCAAGGCGCUCGUCUUUAUGAGCUCGUGCCGCCAGGUGCAGUUCGUCCACGAGACCUUCUGCAAGCUGCGUCCCGGUAUCAGCCUCAUGGCGUUGCACGGCAAGCAGAAGCAGGCCAAGCGCCUGCAGAUCUUUACGCAGUUCACCAAGACGCAGCAUGCCAUGCUCUUUGCCACCGACAUUGCUGCGCGUGGUCUCGACUUCCCCGCCGUCGACUGGGUCAUCCAGCUCGACGUGCCCGAAGACGUCGACACCUACAUCCACCGCGUCGGUAGAACCGCCCGCUACACGGCCAAGGGCAACAGUCUGCUCUUUGUGCUUCCCAGCGAAGAGAAGGGCAUGCUCGAGGCGCUCGCCACCAAAAACAUCCCCAUCGGUCGCAUCAAGCCCAAGGAGAGCAAGACGCAGAGCAUCCAGAACCAGCUGCAGGCCUUCGCCUUCCAAGAGCCGCAGAUCAAGCAUCUCGCACAGAAGGCGUUCGUCUCGUACGUGCGCUCGAUCCACCUGCAGAAGAACAAGGACAUCUUUGACGUCACGGCGCUUCCGCUCGAGCCGUUUGCUGCGGCGCUCGGUUUGCCCGGUGCACCCAAGGUCAAGUUCGUCAAGGAGGCCGCCAAGGCCAAGAAGGCGGCAGCGUACAAGGCGGCCCAAUCGCAGGGCGAUGCGCCAGGAGACGAGCAGGACAGCGACGAAGAGGCGGACAAGGCGACCAAGGUGCGCACCAAGUACGACCGCAUGUUUGAGCGCAAGAACCAAGACAUCCUCAGCGAGCACUACGCCAAGCUCAUCGCCGACGACGACGACGAUGACGACGAUGACGAUGCCUCGUCCACCGGCAAGCGUACGGGCGGCAGCGAUGACGACUCGGACUCAGAUGGGUCCUCCCAAAGCGACUCGGACGACGACGAGAAGGAGACCCGAUACGGUCGAGCCGGUGCUGGGCGCAAGGAGGAUCGCCUGGUGGGCAGCGAUACAUCGGACUCGGAAGAGGAUGACUCGGACGACGAGGCGAGCGCAGUCGCAGCUGCAUCCAAGUCGAAACGAGCCGGUCUUGCAGCUGCAGACGAGGACGACGACUUCCUCACGCUUAAGCGCGCCGACCAUGCUCUGGAGGAUGUGGGCGAUGCGUACAACAUUGGCGGCGACGACGAGGCGAUCACGAUGGAGCAGGCCAAGGCGGAUGCCACCGAGAACCUGUCGAAGCGCAAGCUCGCCAUGGGCCAGAGCAAGAAGGCGCUGGCGCUGGCGGGCAAGCGCGGCAUGGGCGAGAAGCUCAUCUUUGACGACGAGGGCGAGGCGCAUGCGCUGUACGAGCUUCAGGACGAAGAGGCGUUCCGAAAGCAGGGCGAUGCGCGGACGCAGGCGCAGCGGUGGGAAGAGGAGGAGCGCGAGCGCAUGCAGCAGGCCGAUCUCAAGGACAAGGCGCUCGCCAAGGAAAAGCGCCGAGAGAAGCGCCAACGCCAGAAGGAGCGCGAAAAGGCACAAGAGCGUGGCGAGGACUCGGACUCGGACGAAGACAACGACGAAGAAGAAGAUUCGGACGACGGCCGAGGCGGCCGAGCAGUCCUGGCUCUGAUCGACACUCGCUCCGACGGCUACGAGACGCCCGACUUUGAGCUCUCGUCUGAGGACGAGGCAAGCGAUGACGACGACGACGAUGACGAUGAUGAGCCAGAAGCGUACGAGGCGCAACCUGCAUCCAAGCGCCGCAGGACUGGCGUGUCGUCGGAGCAGGCGAGCAAGCCUUCGUCCAAGAAGAGCAAGCUGGAGCAGGAAGAGGAGCUGGCGCUGCGCCUGCUCGCUGGUGGUGUUUAA
Molecule: messenger RNA, 2733 nt
Organism: Moesziomyces antarcticus
Lineage: Eukaryota; Fungi; Basidiomycota; Ustilaginomycetes; Ustilaginales; Ustilaginaceae
Product: DEAD-domain-containing protein
Exons: 1
Coding region: 1-2733 (910 amino acids)
Biological process (GO): rRNA processing
Cellular component (GO): nucleus
Molecular function (GO): ATP binding; nucleic acid binding; RNA helicase activity
Source: RefSeq, a predicted model, not a curated record